GACCCGAUUCCGCUGCAGCGACGAGACGUACUACGGAUCGUCGGUCUUUCGUGUAUUUAUAAAUCUGAGAUGGCUCGGACCGUCAUCUGCCUCCGGUAUUUUCUGCUUGCCUACGUCAUCCUACUCGGCAUAUCUGGAAUCAUCGUUUGCGUCGGUUCCGGGGUCUUCAUUUAUCAGCUCAAGGAGUACAGCCCUCUAACUCCGGAGGGUGUUUGCGGACCAGCGAUUCUUCUACUUGUCGCCGGCUUGGUAACGUGUCUGAUCGGAUGGUGCGGUUGGCACGUCAUGGAAUUGACGCGCAGGAUACAGAUAAUAUGUUUCUCACUAACGCUGGCGGCGCUGGCAACCGUUGAAAGUGGAACUGGAAUCUGGGCUUUAAUUAAACACGAAGAAAUCGACACUUUACGCACGGCUGCUUUGGAGACGAUCUUCGCCCAGGCAAUCACAGACGAAAAGGCUAUCUGGGAUCGGAUGCAAAUUAGGCUGCAAUGUUGCGGCAUCGACGGACCUUCGGAUUACCGAGUCACGGAUUCCGUCCCCUGGUCAUGCUGCGACACGACAUCGCAAUCGGAUCCUACGACGACGGCAGCUGCGGCUUGCACAAAGAUGUAUUCCAGGGGAUGUUUGCACCCCGUUACCAACCGGACAAAGUCCAUUUUUCUACACAUCUUUUUACUCGCCCUUUGCUCCGUACUCGUCCAGGUGUGCGGUGUGAUAAGUGCCUGUUUCUUUGCGCGUGGUAUAAAGGAGGGCGCGGAAAGAAGGCGGCAAGAAAUUCUGCAAAAUGGACAGCCGACCGUCACCGCGAAAACGAAUCAACCCUCCUCGGAUACGGAGAUUGAUUCUCGACUGGUUUUCAAACCCCCGAGACCCUCCAGAACGAAGACGUAGUUUUUAAAACGUAGUUUACACUUAAGGUUUUCAGCUCGAUUUUAUUGAUACGAGCCGAGAUUUGUUCCUAGUUUUAGCGUAGAGUUAAUCGAAACCGAACUGAAUAUUAUAUUUUAUCCAUACGAACGUUCAUUUAACCAUUGUAUCAAAUAAACGAUUCAUAAAUUCAGAUACUUAUCUACAGUUUCUUACGCGCUACACAUUAUGCCACGAGAUGGAAACUUUCUGUUUCGCUCCGAUGUAAAAUUCAUAAUCUAGACGUUUGAGCCUCAAUUUUUCUCCAGUUCAUUUGGAAUAGAAUUUUUCAAUUAAUCGGGAAAUUUUCAGAACGGUGGGAAAUCAACCAUUCGAUUACGAUCCAACCGCGGAAAACUUGCGCCCAUUCUUUCCUCGAGUUGAAAAAAUGUGGUGACCGUUGAAUUAUACUUCGGAGAAUAUUUACUUCACCACAAUCACCAUUUGCCCGACUUGAUACAGUCCGUCGUUCAAUUAUCUUAUCGUAUAGGCGAACCGCGAGUUAGUUUCGUAUAAUAUUUGCAAUCCAAACUCAAUUUCAACAUCGCACAACGAGGACGAUUUUGAGUUAGUGAAUAUCGUGGUUCGUUCGCGCAUCGAAAUUUAGAAUUUCAUCUGAUUGUGAGUAUACCGAGUUUGACCGGAGACCAAGUUCGUGCUUCAAUUUACGCAUAAAGUAUAAUGACGUCAGCUCGAACUACGACAUUAAUAUAUGAGACACGAUGAUUAGUCAACGCUUCCGAACUACAGGAGUCACUCACUGUAUACGUCACCGACGAUUUUAUGAUAUGCAUAUUCCACGAUCGUUCUACCCGUCUGAUCCGUCUGAUCGCGAAGUCCGAUCUCCGCAUCUCGAUUGGCCUUCCAGAAACUUACGAUACCGAUAAUUUUGAAGAGCUUCGAUCGAUUCAGAUAUCGGUAUACAAUUUUCUCUCUACAAAUAUUACAAUUUGCGAAUUUGAGAAACGAGUGACGUGUCAGUAGGUAUUAGUCUAUGUACAUGUAUUUACACGAGCGACAUGGAAGUUUUGAAAUUUCACUAAAAUGGUCAUGACGCAUCAUAAUUGCAGCCCGGAGAGAAACUCAAAGUUUAGUAUACUUUUACCUGUAUAAUUUUGUAAACGUUGUACGUUGACUAGAAAAUUUCGGUGUACAUAUAAAGCAUCUUUAUGUAUAAAAAUCGGUUUUAAAAUUCUGGAUCUCACAUGUGAGCUGUGUAAGAGGAUAAAAACGAUAUGAGGAAAAUUUACAGAGAAAGAAAAAAAAGAAAUCAUCAAACCCGUCACAUUAGCCCAGCGUAACCGCGACGUGUCAGCGUGUUCCAUCGUAAUGACACACUAUACGUUCAAACACGCAUGUAGUUAUACAGCACAUAUGCGAACGAGGAAUAGAAUAAUUGAAUUCGGAGUCGCCGGUUUAUGUAACGCAGCCUUUAACGUCGAUGGUGCAGCGCUGUCGCAAUUUGGCUACGCGUACUUAAUUUUUAUACGAGAACGCGAGGGUGUAACUAUAUAAUUACACAAAGUGUUAUAAAUUUAUGUAGACAAUAGGAACAGUUGAUUCCUCUCCUGAUCUUAUCCUCCGCAGACACACAGAGUGUGAAACAAUUAGUAUCAUGGGAAAAAAAAAGAAGAAAUUUUCGAAAAAGAAAGUGCAAUUACGUGCUCGUUAUUUUAUUUGAUUUUUUUGUAUAUCUGUUGAUUUUUUCUUUUUUUUUCUUUUCAUCUAGGAGUUCCGAGGCUGUAUAAUAUCAAUAAAUAUGAAGGCCUAGAGAUAAAAGUGGAUGAUAACCUUUGGUUGAAUUGAACAUUAAACGUAUGUGCGGAUGAACUUCUGACUUUGAGAGGAUUCACGCAUUCGAUGCAACGUGUAGAGUAAAUGACGUGUCAAAAAUUGAGAUUGAAAAACGAGCUUCGACUCUCCGUAAGAUUUUCAGUUUUUCACGCGUGAUAUUACAAUCGUAAAAUAUUCCAAACGUUUGCGAAUUACGGCAACUACGUAACGUGUGCCGGUUAGAAAUUUUUACUAAAAAUAUCUGGGGCACGCUCAACUCGUCAAUUGUCGCGACACACCCGCGUUUCCAUGACGUAUUCCGUAGGAACAACGGAAGAGUCUACGCUGAAACGAAAUUCAAAGGACCUAAUUAAUUUUCAUGAAGGAAAAAUGAAUUAAAGACAACGGCUACAGCGUUUCUGUAGCGUCUAAAAUGCGAGAAUCUAAAAUCUAGGGCACGUCGCGAAAAAACCGUGGUUCAAACCAGCAGCACCGUCGCGACAUCACGAUCAUUGGGGACCCGUUCUCCAAUCCCCGUAGCCGGUCGGCGCAUUGGCGUCGCUUAGCUCAGGCCUGCGCGCGUUCAAAUUUUUCGAUUAACACUUUCCGCAUGUUCGAAUAAAAAUCGAAAUUCAUCGAAUUAAAUAUAGAAAUUGGGCAGUUUCCAAUAACUAAUAUAACGUAGCAACUACACCACGACAAUUUAUCACCAGAGCGCAAGAUAGCGAUUAUUAAAAAACACAUUUCGGAGAUAAGACAGGUGGGGCAGGCAGUAUUGUGUUAUACUGGAGUACGACACCAGCAGGAGUCAGUUGAAUCUGUACCAUCGUCCGUUACUGACAGCUGCAGUGAAGAAGGCGCGAACGGUUCACCGUCGAACGAACGGAUUUUACCCAUUUUUCCGUGAAAUAUAAAUCCAGGGGUAACCAGUGCCAGGGAAAAUAUUAUUUAAAAGAAGAAAACCUCUAUAACAAUCAA
Messenger RNA from Athalia rosae (coleseed sawfly), 3657 nucleotides. Its product is annotated as tetraspanin-3-like. NCBI's taxonomy places the organism in Eukaryota, Metazoa, Arthropoda, Insecta, Hymenoptera, Athaliidae. The transcript is spliced from 6 exons. The record is from RefSeq and is a predicted model, not a curated record. Bases 70 to 891 code for a protein of 273 amino acids. Gene Ontology annotation, cellular component: membrane.